GAAACGCUUUGUUGACUUAGAUCAAAGAAGCAGACGAUAAACGCUAGGCGCAAGACAAGAUAACGAAAUCCAUUGGGUAUCUGUAUUUUCAUCGGUUAGACUACUGGAGAUUUAACGAACAAAUAUCGUCCAUCGACCGAUUACUGUCUUCAGACCAUCCCUGAGGAGAAAUUAACGAUGACGUGAAGACAGCUGUAUACAAACCUGUCUAAAAGACAAACUUACUACAUUGUACAACAUGGCCCACAAUGGAUUUUAUUUCAUACUCUUGUUCAUUUUCUGGCCGGUAAUUUUCUGUGAUACCUGCAACAACAAAAGCCUACAAAAUACUCCUCCCUAUGAAAUUCAUUACAAAAACGGCGACUUCACCCAGAGCUAUAGCAGUGGGUCGGUCAGUGUGGACUACAAUUUUCCCUCCAAAGUCACUAACGGCAUCCACCAUCACCGAUGGAAUAUCAGAAGUCCGGAAAAUACUUUGAUAAAUAUAACAUUCUUCAGGGGACAACCAUACAACCUAAAUCCGACAGUCAAUAUAUCUUGUCUGUCUCGUAAAGGCAACUUACAGGUGACGGGUCUAUCUGGUCUGAGUGGGCCCUUCUGCAGUGCCCCGGUACAGGAGGGGGAUAUCAUCAAACUAAUGCCUUCCACAGUAUCAGCCACUAAUACUUUAUCAGUUCAUUUCCAAGUCGAUGUAGCAUUUGUGAAUGACUCUUACUUCAGCCUCCAAUACGAAGUUGGCAGAUUUUGCGCUGAAGAAGAGACUCCGGUAGAUAAGGAUAUGGUCCACUGGGCGCCCACUUUUAUGUGUAGAGAGGCUGUGUCCACGUGUCCGUACUCAGCAAAAGGCUACAUGCUUCGCAAGUGCAUUGAUGUGGAUGGAGAACCGACUUGGGGAAGACCAAACUUUGAACAUUGUGUUAGCCAAGCUAUGAAGAAUAUCUUUAACGAGGCAGAGUCUCUUAGAAAUCAGCAGCAAGUUAAUUCGUCAUCAAUUAUAAAAGUCACUGCAAAUCUCGCCGACGUUCUAUCCAAAAGAAAAUCGAACACGUCUCUUUAUCCUGGGGAUUUGACAGAGGCAACUCGGACCGUAGUGACUCUAUCCGAGGUUACAGCAAAUGCAAGCGUUCAUAGCGAUUCUUUGUUGGAGCUAGCAGUGGGAUACGGAAAGGCUGUAAACGAAAUAAUUGAUCCGGAAACAACCAAUAUGUGGAAAAUACUGGCUUUUACAACCGUGGAAAGAAAACUCAUCAACAUUUUAGACGCCGUUGAAACUCUUUCUUCUAACAUAGCAAAGAAGAAAAUUUCUUUGUUGAGGAGAACUUAUCGUUCUGUGCACAAUUAUUCAAUUCAUGAUCGCAUCAAUGUUUCUCAUGAAAAUUUAGAUUUCGAAAUUUCAUUUCAUGAGAGGGUAGCGAUGUGUGAAGACACCGUAGAUUUUACCGUUGGACCUUCCCUGACCAAUCAUUUGGUUCUGACGUCAUCAGUAUUUAAAGCAGCCAUCAGCUCUUCGAAAGAUAAUUAUAUUCAGAUUUAUACGGGGAGGUUCCCAACAAUUCCAAACAUAUUGUCAACAGCAGCAGAGGAAGAAACCAAGUACCAAUAUAUAAAUCGAAAUAUGUCUCGGCAAAGUCAAUACAUUAACUCGGACAUAGUAUCAGCCAGGGUGUUGAAUACCCCGGAGUCGGCGUACCAAGACCUAAGUCACCCCAUCACCAUCGUGUUCCGUGUGGAGAAUACAACAUGGAAUUCAUCUUUUCAACGAAUUUGUGUUGCACUUAAUAUGAGCGAUAGUUCCGUCGAUAACCGCUGGUCUCCAGAUGGAUGCCAUUUAGACAGAAGAAGUAGCAAUGCUACUCACGCAGUCUGUAUGUGCUCGCAUAUGACGAACUUUGCCAUUCUGAUGGACGUUUUUGAAGUUCAGAACCACAUCGACAACGAUAACUCCAUGAUUUUGACCGUUAUGACGUAUGUCGGGUGCGGUCUCUCAAUCUUGGGCUGUCUCAUCACAGUCAUCAUAUUCGAGUUUUUCAGACUCAAAAAGGAAAGAAUAAAAAUCCACGAGCAGCUUGCAGUGAGCAUUAUCCUGGUACAGUUGGUGUAUUUGGUGGGGAUAGAUCGGACAGAGAACCAGUAUGCGUGUAUGUCCAUGGCUAUUCUAUUACACUAUUUCCUGCUGACUAUGUUCAGUUGGAUGCUCGUGGAGGGUUUCCAUCUUUACAUCAUGUUAGUCCAAGUCUUCAAGACAAACCGCAACUUCAGGAAAUACUUGGCAUUUGGAUGGGGUUUGCCUUUGGUGAUUGUGGGAAUAUCGGCCGGGAUUUUUCACGACGAAUAUGGCACCAAAACAGCGUGUUGGUUGACCCAAAAGGUAUUGCUGGUUGCAUUUAUUCCAGCGGUGGGACUUCUGAUAUUGCUGAACACUGUUGUUUUGUUUGUUGUUCUGCGGACCAUGAUGCGUUCUAUAACCGUGUCAGCCAAGAUAGGGACAGACGAACGCUCCAGUGUCAGGACUGGUUUAAAAGCUGCUGCUGUUUUGCUACCGAUUCUCGGCUUAACGUGGAUAUUGGGGUUCUUCUCAGUUGAUUCAAAAGAAACGCUUAUAUUUACGUACCUUUUUACAUUCUUGAACUCUUUGCAGGGCGUUUUCUUCUUCCUGUUCCAUUGCCUGAUGAGCACGGAUGUGAAGACUGCAUUUGAGCGCAGGUCUCAGCGAAAGAGUCGUUCAAGUCUGUCAGCCACCCUCGGGAAGUCCAAUAAGAACGACAGAUUGAUUGACAACCGCAAAUCAUCUACGUCGGACACGUCUAUGACUGAAGUGUCUCUAUCCAAGUCAACCCCGCCCAUCAAUGGAAUUUCUCAGAACGAGGCUGGCUGGGAGAACUAUGGAUACGACCAUCCACCCGAGUUCUUUACGCGGUCGUUCAGUGACGGCAUCCCCUCGUGGAAAAACAUCAACAAUCUACGCGCGCUUCAUACGCACUAUCAGACGACAGACGACAUCUACGCAUCACACAACAUCACGCAUCCUAUUGACCUGCAACAAUCAAUCGAAGCAAUAUACAGCAAACCGAUAAAGAGGCGAGACCGAGGGAAUCACGUCCAUUUCAAUGAUGACAUGGAGUUGAAUGGACGCAAAACUGGCACCAUUGACUCGCCGAUUCUUCAUUUAAACGGUCCAUAUAACAACAUGUUCGAAAAAAACUGGUCAAAGAGUUUUCUGGCCGAAAUUCAAGAGAAAGCCAAUAACAUAAAGCUGAGGAACUCUUUGGCAAUUGAAAACGGGAGGCUUGAAGUUUAGAUUCAAUGGACACUAAAUGGAAAGUUUAGCAUUGUAUUUAUUUAGAUAGAAGAGUAAUUGCUUACACAUUAUUUUGUUAAGAAGUAAUUUGCAGAAGUUAUAUAAAACUUGAAGAAAAAAAAUAAAUCCGACAAUAAUACAAGUAAAUGUUUAAUUAAGCUAAAACGCAUAAAUUUCCUGAACUUUUUUGAUACAUGCGUUUUGUAUUACAAUGUUAUCUGCACUUGUAAUGUUUAAAGUGUGUUGUUGUAAUUACUAAGGGAGGGUGCAUGCUCAGAAUUUUCCCCUCCAUCGCGGGUUUCUCCGAUGUUUAGCCCUUUUUGAUGCUUUGUGUCUCUGUGAAUUUUUUCCCCCUUAAUUAUGCAUGACGGUUGGUCUUAACAUGGUCUCACCAUCGUCAGGUUCCAAAAUCUAGAGAGGGUUAAGGGUAGCGCAAUAAAUCAAGAAUUUUCCUUCCAUUUAUAGUGGGGGUUUUUUAAUGAUGACUUACGUUAAUUGACUAAUUUAUUUUGGUAUAUUUUCACUGAUGGAAUGGGAAUAAUAUUUACGAAAACAAUUCAAAUUCAAUAAGAGAGUUAGCCCAGGAUCUUUUAUUUUCUAGGAUGCAUCUUAUCAAAAAACAAACAGAAAAAUUUCAACCGAACUUGACACAACGCAUAAGCUUCCAAAUUAUUCAAUAAGCCAAGCCUUAUUUUAUCAUCAUGAGAAAAAGGAGAAAUCUGGAAAAAUAAUAAUCUCAAAGAGUAUUUGGGUAAAAGGUAGUGAAUACAUUGUUAAUCUUUUUUACAUGAUAAAAUUUCAUUUUCAAAAAUAAUGCUAACC
Molecule: messenger RNA, 4120 nt
Organism: Magallana angulata
Lineage: Eukaryota; Metazoa; Mollusca; Bivalvia; Ostreida; Ostreidae
Product: adhesion G protein-coupled receptor L4-like
Exons: 25
Coding region: 239-3298 (1019 amino acids)
Biological process (GO): adenylate cyclase-activating G protein-coupled receptor signaling pathway; cell surface receptor signaling pathway
Cellular component (GO): membrane
Molecular function (GO): G protein-coupled receptor activity
Source: RefSeq, a predicted model, not a curated record